AGCUGCUUCGCUACAGAUUAUUCAACUUUUUUUCUUUCAAACAACAGAGAGCUCGAUGGCGGCCGGCUGGGACCUGGCGUUCCCCCUGGUGAUGGCGUGCCUGGUUUUCAUCAGAGGCCACGCCCCCUUGCCCACGACGUCGGAGGAGCCUAAUCCCGACCGGCCCCCGGCCCCGACGUCUGUGGCCGAUCUCGACCGGCCCCCGGCCCCGACGUCUGAGGCCGAUCUCGACCGGCCCCCGGCCCCGACGUCCGAGGCCGAUCUCGACCGACCCCCGCCUAAAGUCCCCGGCUUCUCUCCGGACGACUACAAGGACGACGGAGAGGAACCCAACAGCCCGGCGACGGAGAGGCGGGGCCUCGUCCCCGACGCGGCGCCGUGCGCUUACGACCGCUGCCUGCAGGGGGAGACGCCGUGCGCCGAGCUGCUCGCCCGGACCGGCUGCCUGUGCCCGGGCUUCACGCUGAACGACGUGGUCCCGGAGGCCGCCGCGCUGAAGGCCGUGACCUCCGCCGGGUCGGAGGUCGUCGCCCGGUGGUGCGCGCCGUACUCGUACGUCACGGCGUUCGUCGUCACGGUGACGGGGAAAGAGAGGCGGAGGUUCGAGGCGGACCGGCGGAGCGGCGCGGUGGGCCACGUGGACGACAUGGCGGAGGUGUGCGUGGCGGCGGUGAACGACGCCGGCGCCGGCGAGGGGUCCUGCGUGACGUACCGGGCCCCCGGCGCCGGCGGGCGGCCCCUGACGGCCGGGCUCGUCGGGGGGGCUCUGGGCCUCCUGCUGCUCGCCGCGCUGGCCGCGCAGCUCUGCCGCCGGAGGAGGAAGAAGCGGGAGGCGGGCGUCUCCGGGACCGCCGGGGGGGAGUGAGCGAGCGCGAGAAGACGUGAUGACAUCAUCGCGGCGGAGGUCGUUCUGCGCGGGCCGUCACGCGGGAUCGCUCGGAGGAUUCGGUCGUUUGUUGCAUUGAAACAUUUUUUAUCGGGACUUCAAGGAACAUUCCAGCAUGAACACACGGAGAAGUCACGGUUCUUAAAAGGUUCUUAAAAGGUUCUUAACCCUUGUGUUGCCUUUGGGUCAUUUUGACCCGAUUCAAUGUUUCACCCUCCUGUUACCUUUAUAUUUACUAACAUAUUUUACCCUUUGGGUUCAAUUUGACGCCAGCAAUUAAAACCUCCAGAAAAUUAUUAGAAUUAAUAUUGUUUUCCAAGUUUAAGUGUGAGGCACUUUAUGUUUGUUUGUUGACUCCCGAAAGAACACCGACAUUAAACAUUGAAUGGGGUCAAAUUAACCCGAAGGCGGGGGGAGGGUGUAAUAUUGAUUCGGGUCAAAAUGACCCUAAGGCAACACAAGGGUUAAAAGGUUCUUUAAGAGGCCUUGUGGUUCUAUGAAGAACCAUCACCUACCGGAGAACCAUUUUUUUCCGUUUGAGACACCUUUAACGGUUCUUUGAAGAACUCUUUGAGAAAAUGGUUCUUUAAGAACCCUGGUUUGAAAGGUUCUUUGAGAAACCAUAAAUGGGGCCUUGAAGAACCAUGUUUUAAAUGUUCUUUGAGACACCUUUUCAGGUUCUUUGAAGAACUCUUUCGGGAAAUGGUUCUUUAAAGAACCCUGGUUUGAAAGGUUCUUUGAGGAACUAAAAAUAGUGCCUUAAAGAACCAUGUUUUAAGGUUCUUUGAGACACCUUUAUAGGUUCUUUGAAGAACUCUUUGGGGAAAUGGUUCUUUAAAGAACCCUGGUUUGAAAGGUUCUUUGAGAAACCAUAAAUGGGGCCUUGAAGAACCAUGUUUUAAAGGUUCUUUGAGACACCUUUUCAGGUUCUUUGAAGAACUCUUUAGGGAAAUGGUUCUUUAAAGAAGCCUGGUUUGAAAGGUUCUUUGAGGAACUAAAAAUAGUGCCUUAAAGAACCAUGUUUUAAGGUUCUCUGAGACACCUUUAUAGGUUCUUUGAAGAACUCUUGGAGGAAAUGGUUCUUUAAAGAACACUGGUUUGAAAGGUUCUUUAACAUAAAUGGUUCCUUAAAGAACCAUGUUUUGAAGGUUCUUUAAGGCACCGUUAUAGGUUAUUUGAAGGACUAUUUAAGGAAAUGGUUCUUUAAAGAACCAUGGUUUGAAAGAUUCUUUAAAGAACCAGAUAUGGUUCUUCUAUGGCAUCACUCUGAAGAACCGUAUUUGGUUCCAGGUGCUCCUCCGUGGUUCUGUGCGUGGUUCCUGUUCUCUGAACGUCAGAUCAUUGGUUAAUAAAUCGUAUUUAUUGAUUUCUAUCUCUGGGGCUCUGAGGUUCUGGUUCCUGAUCGGCGCUGAGACACCGACUGGUUUAUUGUUGUGUAUUUAGUUUAUUAAGUAGCAUUUUAAAUUAUACAAUUUAGAUACCAGAUUUUAUUUUUUAGAUUUCUUGAUAGUUUGGGGCACAAUAUUAAUAAUAAUCUAUACCGAGACAAUCGCUGACAAGAGGUUCAAAUUAUUUUUGACAUUAUUUGUGAUCAUUUCAUAAUAAUUGAGUGUGUUUGUUUAUUUAAUGACAGAGAAGAUUAAUGUCUGAAGUUAUGUGUGUGUGUGUGUAUUAUGUGUUUCGUGUGUUGCUAUGUUAAUAUAUUAUAUGAGUUUGAUUCCUUAAACACACAAAAAAACACUAAACUGAAGUGUAAAGAAACACGACUGUUCAAAACUACUGAAUAUGAAAGCGAGUUAAAGUUCUUUAACUUUAUUAAACAUCUCUCGUCGGUCCGGUUCUUCUCCGGUGUUUUGCUUUUCCAGCUGUCGAUCUUUUGUUUUCACCGGAGAAGUUUUCAACGUCUCGUUCCAGCUGUGACUUCCAGUCAUCCAGAGAAGCUUCCAGUCACCCCCCCCCCCCCCCUACACACACACACACACACACACACGCACACACACACACACACACACACUGUAUCUCAUGUUCAGGCCGCCAUCUGCAGCCAUGUGAUACUUCCUUUUGGCUCUGACUUGUUCCGCUGCAGCUGGCCUCCUCUUCCUCCUCAUCCUCCUCUCCAUCCUCUUCCUCAUCCUGCUCAUCUUCAUCCUCCUCAUCCUCAUCUUCAUCCUCCUUCUCUUCAUCCUCCCGCUCCUCCUCAUCCUGAUCCUCCUCCUCCUCCACCUCCUCCUCCUCAUCUUCAUCCUCCCCAUCCUCCUCCUCCUCCGGUACCAGAACACGACGUGUACUUGUUUUAUAUUGUUUCAGAAUAAAACGUGUUUUGCCUUUUUUUCAAUAAACUUUUUUAAUAUUUGAAA
Molecule: messenger RNA, 3243 nt
Organism: Pseudoliparis swirei
Lineage: Eukaryota; Metazoa; Chordata; Actinopteri; Perciformes; Liparidae
Product: leucine-rich repeat neuronal protein 4
Exons: 2
Coding region: 56-865 (269 amino acids)
Source: RefSeq, a predicted model, not a curated record